Molecule: messenger RNA, 3909 nt
Organism: Nestor notabilis (Kea)
Lineage: Eukaryota; Metazoa; Chordata; Aves; Psittaciformes; Psittacidae
Gene: LTK
Product: leukocyte receptor tyrosine kinase
Exons: 27
Coding region: 82-3909 (1275 amino acids)
Biological process (GO): positive regulation of kinase activity; regulation of neuron differentiation; protein phosphorylation
Cellular component (GO): signaling receptor complex; membrane
Molecular function (GO): transmembrane receptor protein tyrosine kinase activity; ATP binding
Source: RefSeq, a predicted model, not a curated record
UUCACGGUUGAAGUCAGAUAUGUGGAGACAAACAGAAAUACAAUAAUUGCUCUGAGAGUUGGCCAUGAGGAGGAUGCUGGGAUGAAAUGGAAAUACCUGAUGGCCCAGAUUGGCCGUAUAGAAAGACCUUUUAAAAUCACCUUGCUGUAUUCAAACUGUGGAGCACAAGAGGUUGGAGUACUGGCAGUGGGCUCCUUGCAACUCAGGAACUGCUUUCAUGAUAAAGAAAACCAAGAUCUCUCUCUAUAUGACAAGGUCUCCACCAUCCCCUGCCUCCCUGGAGGCUGUGUCAGCCACCUACAAAUCUGUGAAUUCAUCAGUGAUUGCCCUGCCAAAGAACAGGAAGGAGUGAGGUGUGACAGUCUUCCAGAGGGCUCACAUUGCUCUUUUGAAGAGGGUCCAUGUGGCUGGACACUGAAUGAAACUGCAGCAUCUCCUUGGUCUAUUCGGGGUUUUACUGGAAUGAUUCAAGAUGACUCACUUGUAGGGUCUACCUUGCAAGCCACUGCUGGACAAUUUCUCUACUUGCGAGCAGACAGCAAUCAGACAAGUGGUAUGGCCAAGGCUUACAGUGCCAGCUUGCCAGCCAGUAUUGCCACUGAAGACUACCAGAUCCAAUUCUCAGUGCAUGUUUUUGGCAGCUACAAUGGUACCAUCUCCUUCUCUGUCAGCGAAGAGAUAAAAGGAGCUCCAAUCAUCUUGCCCAUGUGGGAAAGAGCAGGGAGCUGGAGUGACCACUGGUUUCUCAUCACCUUACCAAUGCCAGUGCUUCAGAAUCGGUUUCAACUGGAACUCCUGGCAAACUGGGGCUGGAAUUCCCAAGCUGACAUUGCUGUUGACAACAUUACAUUUGGACUGGGCUGCUUCCCUGACAGAAGACAAACAAAUCAUUUCGUUGGGAAGCGCCAGUACCCACGGGAGAUUAGUAUCCUGGAUGAACAUCUUCUGAACCCCCUGGAAGAGCCCUCCCUCCCAGGGGAUACGUCUGUUGUUCUCUGGUGGUUCACAACAUGUGGUGCCAGUGGUCCACACGGGCCAACUCAAGCUCAGUGUGACAGUGCCUAUAAGAACAGCAACGUGUCAGUAACUGUGGAGAAAGAGGGCAGGCUGCGAGGGGUGCAAGUCUGGAGAGUGCCAGCCACAAACCGAUACAGGAUUUCUGCCUAUGGAGCAGCUGGGGGGAAGGGAGCCAAAAACCACAAUAAGAGGUCCCAUGGGGUCUUCAUCUCAGCCACCUUCCAGCUGGAGAAAGAUGAGCUGCUGUACAUCUUAGUGGGGCAGCAGGGGGAGGACGCCUGCCCUGGGGGCAAUCCUGAAACCCAGAAGAUCUGCCUGGGGGAGUCAUCUCUCAUUGAAGAAGAUUACAAGAAAAAAAAGGACCUGAGGGAUUGGGCUGGAGGAGGUGGGGGUGGAGGAGGAGCAACCUACAUCUUUAGACAGAAGGAUGGGAUUUUCGAACCUUUGCUCAUCGCAGCAGGAGGAGGAGGAAAAGCCUACCUGAAGGCUCAGGACAGCUCUCUGGAUGAUGUACCCCUGGAGCAAUUUGAGAACAGCACUGCAGUUCCUGGAGUCAGUGGGAGGACUGGGGCUGCAGGUGGAGGUGGUGGCUGGCAAGAUGAGAGUCUGCUUCCUCAGUCUGGGAAGUCCCUUCUGGAAGGUGGAGAAGGGGGUCAAGCUUGUCCCCAAGCGCUAGCCAAGCUUCAGUGGGCCACCUCAGGUGGCUUUGGAGGGGGAGGAGGAGCUUGUACUUCUGGGGGAGGAGGUGGAGGCUACAGAGGGGGGCAUGCCUCCAAUACUGAUGAUAUCACAGCUGGUGGGCAGGAUGGUAUCUCAUUUGUGAACCCCAUUGGAGAAAUCUUCUUGCAUCCCCUGGCAGCCAUGGAGAGUCAUGGGGAGGUGGAGGUUCAGAUCUAUCUGAACUGCAGCCACUGCCACUCGGACAACUGUAAGCGGGACCCUGACACCAACCUGCCAGUCUGCCAAUGUGAGAUGGGGGCUGUGCUAGCCAAUGACAAUGUCACCUGCACUGUGCCCCCGGGUCCUAUUCCAGAGAGUCAACUGCCUCUCCCACUCCUCCUAGCUGUGGUGGCUGUGAUUGUGGUGCUUGGAAUGAUCCUUACUUGUGGCAGCCUAUCUAUCAUUUACCACCUUAAGAAGCAGCAGCUGGAAGGAGCCAGAGCACGACUGCAGAGCCCAGAAUAUAAACUGAGCAAAAUCCGCACAUCAGCCAUCAUGACAGAUUACAACCCCAACUACUGCUUUGCAGGGAAGGCCGCCACCCUGAGCGAGCUGAAGGAGAUCCCACGGAAGAACAUCUCUCUGCUUCGGGCACUAGGACAUGGUGCAUUUGGUGAGGUUUAUGAGGGAACCGUGGUAGGCAUCGCAGGGGAUCCCAACCCUCUUCAAGUGGCUAUCAAGACCCUGCCAGAAGUCUGCUCUGAGCAGGAUGAGAUGGAUUUCCUAAUGGAAGCAUUGAUUAUCAGUAAGUUCAAUCACCAAAAUAUUGUGCAGUGCAUUGGUGUUAGCCUACAGACGCUGCCUCGCUUCAUUCUGCUGGAGCUCAUGGCUGGAGGAGAUAUGAAGAGCUUCCUUCGGCAGAAUCGACCCAGGACAAAGCCAAGCAUGGCUGUGCACGGGUCCCAGCUCCUACAUUUAGCUAGGGAUAUUGCCUGCGGCUGUAAAUAUCUGGAAGAGAAUCAUUUCAUCCACAGAGAUAUAGCUGCGAGGAAUUGCCUUUUGACCUGCACUGGAGCGGGACGAAUAGCCAAGAUUGGUGACUUUGGGAUGGCCAGAGAUAUUUACAGAGCAAGUUACUACCGUAAAGGAGGAAGAGCCAUGCUUCCUGUCAAGUGGAUGCCACCAGAAGCUUUCCUAGAGGGCAUUUUCACCUCUAAGACUGAUACCUGGUCCUUUGGUGUGCUGCUUUGGGAGAUUUUCUCUCUAGGCUACAUGCCCUACCCUUGCAAAACCAACCAGGAAGUGCUGGAAUUUGUCACCAGUGGAGGAAGAAUGGAUCCACCAAAAAACUGUCCAGGACCAGUGUACCGGAUCAUGACCCAGUGCUGGCAGCACAGCCCAGAGUAUCGGCCAAACUUCUCCACUAUCCUGGAAAGAAUCAAGUAUUGCACACAGGACCCUGAUGUGGUCAACACUGAGCUGCCCAUGGAGUGUGGCCCCGCACCGGAGGACGAAGGGGGUACGGUCAUGCGCCCAAACAUUUCCAGUGGGAUCGUGCCCCUGUUGGUAAGCCCUUCUCUCACACCUCAGACCACGCCUAAAGCACUGGACUCCCACCAGGCUGGGCACAAACUUGUACAGUGUCCACAAGAGCUGCUGGUAGAGAACCUGAGCAACCGGACUGCUCGAGGGCCCAGCCUGCCAUGCCUCACUGAUUUCAACAGUGGGCCCUGGUUCCAGCGGACCUCGAACCAGAAGCUGGAGCUCAGCAAUCCACCAAGCCACAGACUUCAAAACAAAACAAAAAAUCUUUGGAACCCAACCUAUGGAUCGUGGGUGCUAGAGAGCAUCUGUCACUUCAGCCCCAGCUCCAAGCCCAAAGCAAAUCCGGAGCGGGAAGAUUCGGGCUUUGAUGGGAAUUGCAGUUCUUCUCCCAGCUCCCGGGCAUCUCCAGCAUCUCCAAGUCGAAGCAACUGCCCUCAGCUGGAUGUCAGUGGGAUUGAACUGGUGAAACUCCAGACUUUCCCCUGUGGCAAUGUCAAUUAUGCUUAUGAUGACCUGUGCUGUGGCACUGAGCACCAACCGUCAGCUUUGGCAGGGGUCAGAGGAACUGUGCUAAGGAGCUCCAGCCUGCACAGAGGUGAAAAGCCUUUUUGUAAAACAGAGAAAACAUCGAGGGAGAGGGACUCUGGUCUGUCUUUGUCAGAUGACCUGAGUGUUACUCCAGUAUAA